This is a messenger RNA of Mesorhabditis spiculigera, 327 nucleotides long. NCBI's taxonomy places the organism in Eukaryota, Metazoa, Nematoda, Chromadorea, Rhabditida, Rhabditidae. The record is from the annotation of a GenBank genome assembly.
AUGCUCCUCACCUCAGUGCAACGCGCGGCCACUGGUGCGCUCAAGGGCUUCGCUCCGCUGUUCGAUCGUGUUCUCGUCGAGAGGGUGGCGGCUGAAGUCAAAACGAAGGGAGGGAUUAUGUUGCCCGAGAAUUCGAAGGCCAAGAUUUUGGAGGCGACGGUAGUGGCGGCCGGCCCUGGAGCACGAAAGGAAAACGGCGAGACGAUCCCAAUGAACGUGAAGGUCGGCGACCGGGUCCUCUUGCCCGAAUAUGGCGGCAGCAAGGUGAUCAUCGACGACAAGGAAUUCACGAUCCUCCGGGAGGGCGAUCUUCUAGGGAAAUUCGAC